Pseudovirgaria hyperparasitica is the source of this 2076-nucleotide messenger RNA. RefSeq lists its product as uncharacterized. The transcript has a single exon. Bases 1 to 2076 code for a protein of 691 amino acids. The record is from RefSeq and is a predicted model, not a curated record. NCBI's taxonomy places the organism in Eukaryota, Fungi, Ascomycota, Dothideomycetes, Acrospermales, Acrospermaceae.
AUGAAUUGGACUGGAGGACGAUUGCAAAGACAUUCUAAGAACAGCACGAACACGGUCGUAAGCCGACAAAAGCAGCAUUUUGCACGCGUCCGAGCGCAGCUACAGAGCACCGCGUCUCCAACAGUUCCUUUCAUUCCAAGCUUUGCACAGGCAGAACAGGACCGUCUUGUCGGCCGCAAGGCUUACCAAGGCCGACCUCACAGGCGUGACAAACCAGAUCUGGACGCCAUACAUGAGCGUCCAACUGAAAGGACGCCCCUAAGCACGGAAUGGUAUCUUGGACGUAAUCUUGAUCAUUACCGCAGUCAAACUGAAGUUCCGAAACCCAAGCUUCUUCGGGAAAGAGCUGUAUCGAAAGAGAAAACCUUGCAUGUAGAGCGGCCCUUCAAACAGCAGGGCCAGCUGUAUGACCCCCAUGCUCGCCUCACUGACCAGAACCCACCAGAUCGAAAUGCACAAGAUAUGCAUGCUGCUGACGAUGGCAAUUUCGACGACGAAAGACGAAGGCUCCUUCAACAGGAUGACUGGGUAGGAAUAGCUCCGAGCCGGCCGCUGCAGAUGCACUUUCGCUCUCGUCGAGAGAAGAGCAGGGUAGGAAAGCGAAGAAAGGUCGCGGUAAAUAUGCGAGCACGGCACGGCCUCAGUUGUGAAGAAAUGAUCCACUUUUCAGUACCCCAAUUUCAAUAUGCACCAGGCAGCAUAGACGAUGAGGACAUCAGCAUCCGCAUCGGGCCUGAUGCACUCCCUUGGCAAUCCCCAGAAGUUGAGCGCUGUCGGCGAACUACCAGUCCUAGAAGCGAUCUCAUGCUGCUAGAUGCUGAGCCGACAACUGAGAAUCACCAGAUAAGGUCCAUGGUGAGCCCGUGCAUUGCUGAUCGAACAUCCAACUUUUACCGAGAAAGUGAUAUAUCACAACAGAAUGCCAAAGUUGCGUUCUCACCUGUUCCAGUAUCAACCCCUGGCUUAGGUUGUCGAAUCCUGGGCGAGCAAGGAGACGACGUGUCUAAUCGAGCUGCAGAAACCUGGAAUGCUGGCCGCAAAUGUGACAGGGGAGUUUUGCAGCCUCCUCGGAUGAAGUUGAACUCUUCAAUUACUCACGGCCCUGGUGUGCGUGAUGUGUUAGACAGUGUGGGCCACGGACCACAAUUACAUUUGCAUGGCCCUGUACGUGCAUACUUCCCGUCCAGUUCAGCGAGGCCACUGAAGAAUGCCUCCCCGAGCGUGUCGCGGGUCGACUCUAAUGUUGACUGGAGAGACUUCCUGGCGCUGCCUUCCCAGCAUUCAGCCUCGCCUCGACGUUCUCGUCAAAGGUCUGAGGAUUCUUCGCCAACAAGCAGUCUUCCAUGCUCGGCCAAGCCUCUUGAGUCUAUUUCCACGUCUUUGUUCGUUGACAGCUGGUGUGAACGGACCCACCGCAAUCAGAUAUAUCCUGACAUGGGCAAAUCACCAACACCACCAAAGGCAACCGCGGCAAUGCCUUCAUGUCCCCGGCGGAAGAGCGAAGGACUAGACAGUCCGCGACUCCACCUAGCAGUAGCUGGUGCUGCCACUGGCGACGAGGUGUGGAGGAAAUUUGUCUUUAGCGAUCGAUCAUUUACCGACUCUGCUGAAGGAACUGACGUGGAGGACCACAGUGUAGUGGCGACGGAUGGAGCAACAGUAGUAAAAGCAGCGAGAUCAAUUAUCUCCCAUUCUCUAUCACCUUCUGCAAGCGAACGAAUGAUCGUCACUUCUGAAGAAGACAGCGACAUGUCGCCGGUCAGUUUGGGCUGCUUUCAUGGUGACAUGCAUGCAAGGCAUGCACAGCAAUAUGACCUCGUCUCGACGUCAGCCAUGAGAACAAGUAAGAAACGAAUGUACGUGAUCGCGUCCGACUCCAUGUACAACCAUGCCUCACAGGACGACGCGCCAUAUGCGCUAGAAUCCCGGCGAUACGAGAAGGCAUCGUUACCGGAAGACGAUACCCCGAACAGCAAAUCUGCGAGAGCACCCACAUGGAGCGCCUCAACCAUCCUACCGCGACAGAAUCUCAGCUCUUUCUCAUCAAGCCUCGAGAAAAAUCUUGGGGUCCUAUAA